This is a messenger RNA of Pieris rapae (cabbage white), 1718 nucleotides long. RefSeq names its product dnaJ homolog subfamily C member 5 (gene Csp). Bases 232 to 840 code for a protein of 202 amino acids. The transcript is spliced from 2 exons. Lineage: Eukaryota; Metazoa; Arthropoda; Insecta; Lepidoptera; Pieridae. Gene Ontology annotation, cellular component: type Is terminal bouton. Gene Ontology annotation, biological process: regulation of neuromuscular synaptic transmission. The record is from RefSeq and is a predicted model, not a curated record.
GUGACACUGGCUGCAUUUGCCAAAUACUGUCAAAUGUCAGCCGCCAAGUAGUUACGGGAAGUGGAUUUGAUUUGAAAGAUCCUAGAAUAUGACAAAAUCUAAGGAUUAAGAAAUUGUGAAUUGAAACGGUGGAUGUGAAAACGGAGAAAAGUGAAUCGUCUAAUGAUUGUAGCUAUUGUGUGUUAAUAAUUCAUUUAAUUCACGUUUAUUGAUACUCUAUCAGACCUAAUAAUGGAUAAAAGAAAACUAUCCACUGCGGGCGAUAGUCUCUAUCUAAUAUUACAAGUCCCUAAAACCGCAACGGCAGAUGAUGUCAAGAAAAGCUAUCGGAAAUUAGCACUUAAAUAUCACCCAGACAAAAAUCCCAACAACCCUGAAGCAUCUGAAAAGUUUAAAGAAGUAAACAGAGCCAAUACAAUCCUAAGUGACGCCACGAAAAGAAAUAUAUAUGACAACUAUGGCUCUCUCGGUCUCUACAUUGCCGAGCAAUUUGGGGAAGAAAAUGUCAACGCCUAUUUUGUCGUCACAAGUACAUGGUGCAAAGCAUUAUGUGUGGUGUGUGGUAUAUUGACUGGUUGUUACUUUUGCUGCUGCUUGUGUUGCUGCUGUAACUGCUGCUGUGGCAAGUGCAAACCUCGUCCAGCAGAAGAGUCUGGAGACUACCACACGCUGGAAAGAGACGACUCAGAUGGAGUGCAGCCGGUAACUUCACAACCUGGACCUGAAGGCCGUCCCACCGGUGACCAAGCCCCACCCAUUGUGCUGCCUGCUCCAUCGGCUCCUGGGGUCUCAGAAAAUACUGGCCUCAAUACAGGCAGCAGUAUUCCAAAAUACACUUGAAGUGUCACCUAGCCUAAACUAUAAUAUAAGAGAAAAGAGGAACUGACUGCUUUUUUCCACCACCAUGCAAAUUAUGUAAGCCCUAAGUUUUUUAUGUUACUAUUUUUAAUGAGUUUUUUUUUUGUAAUUUUGUUUUAAUGUAUUUAUAUACAGUUUUUUUAAAUUGCAAUUCUGUGAUAACCUAUUUAUUUUAACUUGAAAUACUGUAUUCUUAGCUAAAGUGCAUUAAAGUCUAUAUAUUGUAUCAUUUCUUUAGCUUUGCAGGGUUUUUUAGCUGGCCAGUAAUAGACCUUAUAAACCUGAGUGAAUCUAAGGGUUAUCAAUAAAUAAUUAAAGUUUGUAAUUGUGUCAUAACAUUGUAGUGAAAGACAGUUACACAAUAUGCUUGUUUAUAUUUUCUUAUAUAAACACCACAUCACAAAGAAAUAAAUUCAAUAAAAAACCUAACUCCUUGACAUGGAAUUACUACAAUUUACUAUUUAGCUUAUGCUUACAAAAUAUAAAAGUUAUCAGUUAGGAUUGUUUAGAUCAGAUUAGUCUUUCAAAUAAUCGAUUGUGUAUGUUAAGAAAAUUAGUCUUGAAGUAUUUAUCUAGCUGCAACUAAUUACUAUUAUCUCUGAGAAGUCACAAUUUUGCAUGUAUUAAAAAAAAGACUUCUGGGAAAUUUCAAUAAGUAUAACUUCUACUCCAUAGCUAUAGUAUAACGUGUUUAGAAGUUUAAGGCAUCUAUACAUUGUUAAUAAUUUAAUAGGUAGGUACUUAUAGUAGCCUAUUCAAAGCAAACCUGUUUUCAAACAGGUAUUUGUCACCUGCCUCUACUUUCCGUAGCUAAAAAUGUAUCGUCGAAAUGUUAUUUGUAAUAAAUGUGUUUAAUUGAA